AUGUUUCUCUUUGCCAAACCCGAGUUCGGUGAGUUUUUCGAUUUGAAGCGCGCAAAUAAGGCUUGUCAGGAAGCUGACCAGGCAUACUCCAAACAGAUGUCAAAAGCUUUGAGCCAUCCACUUGAAUUAUGGUCAAGAACAUUAGAUUCUUCUCUUUUGCCCAAAAUGGCCGAAAUUUAUAAAUGCUCACAGCAAAUUACAGCUACCAUUGCAGAAAAUGUUAAAUCUACUGAAUCUGUCUAUGGCAAUCUUCAAGAUUUGACAGGACUUCGUGCGGAAUUUCAACCAACGAAAGUUGCAAACCAAAAGAUUCUAAAGCAUGCUAAAGAAGCAGCUGCAAAAGUUGCUAAAACUGAAAAGGCAUUAAAUGAUUUGCAAAAAUCUAACGCAUCUGCUGCUCAAAUCGCUCGCGCUGAAGCUGAGCAUCAGUCUGCCGUUGAAGCUGAAAGAUCAGCAAGCUCAAUUGCUCAAAGUUCCCAAAAUGAAUUCAUUCAAAAAUACAAAGACUACCAGCAGCGCUUUGUUUCUAUCUUGGCUGCUUCCUAUUGCGAAGCAUCUACAUUAAGAGCUAAAACUGCUUCAUCACUUGCAGAAAUUGGUGUCAAACUUGAAGGAAUCGCUAAUAGAAUGAAAACAGAACCAGAUGAUGCCGCAUUUGACGCACAGAUUUUAUCUGAAAUGCAAAAACUAGAACCAUUAUUCAAUGCAGACGCUGCACAAGAAGAUGCUGCCGCUCCAGAGCAGUAA
This is a messenger RNA of Trichomonas vaginalis G3, 747 nucleotides long. RefSeq lists its product as uncharacterized. The record is from RefSeq and is a predicted model, not a curated record. The transcript has a single exon. NCBI's taxonomy places the organism in Eukaryota, Parabasalia, Trichomonadida, Trichomonadidae. The coding region runs from base 1 to 747 and encodes 248 amino acids.